Triticum turgidum subsp. durum (durum wheat) is the source of this 5715-nucleotide messenger RNA. NCBI's taxonomy places the organism in Eukaryota, Viridiplantae, Streptophyta, Magnoliopsida, Poales, Poaceae. The record is from the annotation of a GenBank genome assembly.
AUGGGAGGAAUUGUUGAAUGUGGUCUGAGCACUGACACAAAAACUUCCCCUCGCCGUGUGGCCAUAGAGAAAGCUCAGGAGGAGCUGAGGCAGGAAUAUGAUGUCCGUGAAGAACGGAGGAGGGAGCUUGAGUUUUUAGUUAAGGGAGGCAAUCCCUUGGAUUUCAAACUUGGACAUGUAGUGUCGCUGAGUGUACAGUCCACUUCUGUCACAGAUCAGAUAGCCGAACAAAAUGUGAUGAGUGAAGCAAAAGGUAGUUUCACAUUUGCUGCAUCACCUCAUGGAGAUUCGUUUGAUAGUAGUGGCAGACCAGGAAGUUCAUGUCGUGAAGCCAACACAGCUGAUAAUCUUAUGCUUUUAGAUGGAGAUACCAGCAAAAUAGGUGGGGAGAAACUUGUGAAACGCGGCACUAAAAGAAGUGACACACCUCAACCUGAGAUGUCCUUUUGCAAUGAUGGCCAGAAUAACACAAAAGAAGCUGAAGAUUCUGGUCUGUUCCGCCUUGGGGCAAAGAGCCAAGCGUAUGCUCGACGCAGGUCAAAGUCAAGCAGGGAGAAUGUAAAUACUGUGCCUAUUAGGUCUCCACCAGUUCCUCCUUUAAGUUCUCACCGGGAAGAUGCAAAAGCUGUAGUACAAGAAGCCAAAAAUGAUGAUCAUGGCGCCUCAUCCAGUGCGGCUCCAAUACCGAGAAGUUCAAAUGGUAAUGAUAUGUUGAAUAAUGCGCCAAAUAAUCAAAUGGCAGCGAAGAUGGGCAGUGUUCAAGCAAUUCAUGAAGGCAAGCAAGAAGAAAAACAGGAAAUAACGAACAACCAACAUGUUACUCUAGCUCCCGAAAUCUCAUCAAACAGCGUGUUUGAUAAUUCACAGCGUGCUGGAGGUGGCCAGAUGCCUAGUGCAGCUGCUUUUGCCGAAUCUCCGCAUGCUAUUACAAAAGAAGCUUCUUCAAGGACAGCUUCUUUUCCAUCUACACACAACGAAAUCUUUAGAGAAGCACACACUCCUGAAAAGGCAGAUAUCAGCUGCUCUGACAAAAGAAUGGUUUAUGCUCAUGCAGUUGAUAUCGAAAAUGAGGCUUCUGUUCUGCAGCCAGCCAUAGAAACUGCUAGAUCUAAUGAAAAUGAAGUGGAUCUAACUUGUACAGAUGCCACCAAGACUACUGAUGAGUAUUCAGGUAAAAAUGCUAAUUUUGUAUCAGUGAAGGUUGGUGAAAAUUCUGAUGAAGGCUUGAGUAACACAGUACUUGGUGAUAACAACGACAAAAGAGAUGACCAACUGGAAGGCCGUAGCAGCCCCACUGCUGUGGUUGACAGAUGUACUCCUAUACAUCCAGAAGUCUGCACUGCUGUGAAAGAUGAAAUUGAAGUUUGUAACAACGUGGCUGACACGCAAAAGGAUACAGGACGUCCUGCUACUUCUGACCACAACAAAGUGACUAAGGAGGCAGGUUCUGAUUUGGAUAGAAACAACAACUGUUCCAGUGCUUUGAGUGGUUCUGAUAAGUUGGCUUCUGUUGAUGUGCCCCCUGCUUCGCUCACAGAGGAUGUGCCUAAUCCUGUGCUAUCAACUAAAUAUUCUACAUGUAACUUUGACAACGAUGUUACAAAAUGUAGCCGAAAUGCUGCAACAGUUACGAAAAAGGAAUGUGAAGAUCCUAUUAUGAUAAAGAAGGAAUACGAAGAUUCUAUCCUUAGAAGGGCUCGGUUUAUAGAGCUGAACGUUAAGAGAGCUGGUGAACAAGCCCUUUGCAAUAUUUCUUUGGAGAAGAAGCGGAAAAGUCACUGGGAAUUUGUUCUGGAGGAGAUGGCUUGGAUGGCAAAUGAUUUCAUGCAGGAGCGUCUGUGGAGAAGUACAGCUGCAGCCCAGAUGUGCAACUGGAUUGCUUCCAGUGGCCGAGCAGCAUUUGAAGAAGCUAGUGUUCGCAGAAAGCAGAAAUCUGCUGCUAGAAUUCUGGCCAAGGGCAUAAUCAAUUUUUGGCGUUCAGCUGAGACUUUACGAGCUACUAGUGGUGAGAUUCCUAAAGCGUCACAAAUAGAGAAAUCAAAGGGGAUUGAAGAAAUGAAGCCUGCUGGAACCAAAGCAGAAAAAGAACUGGGUGACGAAUCCUUUGAACAAGAGAAGCCUAGGUGGUUUCACCACUCUUAUAUUCAGAGUUACGCUCUUCGGUUUCUUGAGUUCAACUGUAAUGUGUCUGAGUGUCUUUCAUUAGCUGAAGCACCAUCAACUCCAGACAGGCUAAAUGAUUUUGGCAUUUUAAAAGUGCCAGAUGAACUUUCAGAAACAAAUCUCUUUUAUGAGGUAGCCCCUGGUGCAAUGCACGCAUACAGAGAGUCUGUGGGGUGUAUAUCUGUUUAUAAUAAGAAAUUUGUUAACACUGAACACAAGGAGGAUUAUGAGCCAUCUACAUGCGAUUAUGUUCCAGAUGUACAUAGGGAAAAUGCAUAUGAAGAUGAUGAAGCCGAGGCAUACACUUAUUUAUUGCCUGAAACAUAUGAUGGUGGUUUGGCAUCGAAAUCGAGUCACAAGAAGAAACAACAGCAGAGGAUGAAUGGCAGAAGGCCGUAUGAUAAUGGUGUUGACCUGCCUUAUGAUCCAUGCUCGGAGAGCAAGCCAGGAAACCAUCCAUUUUUAUCGAAUAGUAAAAGACCUCCGGAUUUCCUUUCCAUUCCUAUUAAACGCAUACGGACAGCUGCUAGACAGCGAGUUGCAAGCCCAUUCUCUGCUGGUGUUGCCGGAACCCCUCAGUUCACAAGUAAAACAGAUGCCUCUAGUGGAGACACAAACUCCUGUCAAGAUGAUCAAAGUUCAUUACAAGGCGGUUUUGUCCCCAGGAAGAAUGCAGAAAUUGAAUCCACUGUUGACUUUGACAGACAAUUAAUAUAUGAUGGCAGUGAGGUGUCUACUAAGUCUAAAAAGAAGAAAAAGCCUAAGCACCCCGGGUACAAGGCACCACAAAGUGUGACCGAGUCCUAUACCUUGAUGUCUGGAAAGAAGGAUUAUUUGAAGAAAAGACAGGAGGCUAAUCAGUUUGAUUCAAAUGGGAAUAUUGUGGUAAAUGGUCAGCAUGCUUCUAAGAAGACUAAACUGUUACAUCAAGCACCAGAUAUUUCAUUAGAGGCUCUUACACCAGUUGGCCCACUGGCAUCUCCGGCAGCAUCACAAAUGAGUAACAUGGUAAAUCCGACGAAGAUUAUAAAGAUCAUCACUAAUCGGGAUCGUGGAAGAAAAAGUAAAGCACUGAAGAUGACUGCUGGCCACUCCGGUCCUGGAAGUCCAUGGUCAAAUUUCGAGGAUCAGGCUCUUGUGGUGCUUGUACAUGAUAUGGGUCAAAACUGGGAAUUAGUGAGCGACGCACUGAAUAGCAUUGUCCAACUGAAGUGUAUAUAUAGAAGGCCUGAUGAGUGUAAGGACCGUCACAAGCUUCUGACGGAUAGAAGUUCUGGUGAUGGCGCUGACAGCGCAGAUGACUCAGGCUCAUCUCAACACUAUCAAUCCACAUUACCUGGCAUUCCGAAGGGCAGCGCCAGACAGCUGUUUCAGCGCCUUCAAGGACCGUUUGAGGAAGAGACUCUUAAGACACAUUUUGAGAAAAUAAUAUUCCUUGGGCAGAAAUUGCAUCCAUGUCGCAGAAAGGGGGAAAUGCAGGAGCUUAAGCCAAUAAAUCCACUUCAUACUUCUCAUGUUCUUGCACUUUCUCAAGUGUGCACAAGCAACUUCUCUGGUGGCGUUUUGACGCCACUUGAUCUUUGUGACACAAUAACUUCAAUUCCGGAUGCACUUCCCGUUGGUUACCCGGGAUCACAUACAAAUGUGUUAACGCUUCCGAACCAUCACGGUGCAAUUAGUCCUGCUCUUCCAACUUCAAAUGUGAACCCAAGGUUAUCAGGUUCUCCUGGUAUGGUACUAGGAAGCAGUUUGCCGUCACCUUCAACAUUGAAUGCCCCGUCUAGGUAUGGUGUGCCUAGACCUACCUCUUUACAGGGCGACGAACAACAAAGAAUUCAGUAUACUCAUAUGGUUAAUGGCAGAAAUCUUCAGCAACCUGGAGUUUCUGUUCCUGGUGUGUUGCCUGCUGGAGUUGAUCGUGGUGUUCGAAUGAUGCCUGGUGCUAAUGGUAUGGGAAUGAUGACUGGACUUGCUCGAUGUGCACCUGUUGCAAGGCCGGGUUUUCCAAGGAUUGGUUCCCCAGGAAUGCGAAAUAUGGUUUCAUCUGGAAACAUGCUAUCCAGCAAUGGUCAAGGCAUGCAAAACUCGGUAAAUCUUCAACCUGGUGCUGUACCUGGCCCUGGAAAUAUGAUGUUGAGGCCACGUGAUCCGAUGCAGAUGCUUCGGCCUGGCCAGAAUUUGGAAGAGCACAGACAAAUGAUGGUGCAGGAGUUUCAGAUGCAAGUUCCACAGGGGAAUAGCCAGGCUAUCCAUUUCAGUGGCACAUCAUUUCCCCAUGCCGGAACACCUUCACCUGUUCAGUCAUUUCCUGUUCAGCAGUCCCAACCACGUCAGAUGCCACAACAGGCGCACAUGUUUGGAAAUACACAGCACUCUCAUAUCCGAGGGGCAAACCAGUCAAGCCCACAGCAUCAGGCUUAUGCACGGUUAGCUAAAGAGAGACACAUUCAACAAUCCAUGAUGUCCCAACAACAGCACCCACUUUCUGCAGCUAGUGCAGUGCCAACUGUGCAGAAUGGUUCACAAACGCAGCCACAAUCUGCUGUCAAUGCUGUCCCAUCUUCACAAUCACAGCAUAAGAAGCAGCACCCGACGCAACAUCCACAAGAUAGCUCGGUUCUUCCCAAUCAGCCUGCCAAUAGUACAUCACAUAAGCAGAAGAAGCAACAGGCUCAGCAGCAGUUAAGACAAAACCAACAGCAACGACAUCAAGGUAGCCAGCAAGCUAAGCUAAUGAAGAGCUUAGGCCGAGGGAAUAUGACGCAGCAGAAUCCUUCAGUUGAUGGUACUCAACUCAGCGGCAUUCCCGCAACCUCAAAAAACCAAAUCUCGGAUACAAAUAUGAUGCAGCAGGCCCCAGCGUAUUUUACUGGUAAUAAGGGAUUGAUUCCAUCAGUGCCUCAGCCUGGGAAUCAACCAAAAAUGUAUGCUUCUCAUACACCUCAGUCACCAAUACAAUCAUCAGAUAUUGGUAAUCAAGGUUCAAUACAGGGUUCUCCCGACCAGACCUUGUUAGCUUCCCAACAAGCUCCAGUUCAUUCAUCAUCGCAAUUGGCUACACAACAGCAGCAACAACAGCGGCACAUGAAUCCAUCACAUAAUAAUAUCCAAAGAUUGAUGAUGCAACCAAACCGCCAUAUGAACAGCGAUGUUAGGAUCGAGUUGCCUGUUGAUCAAGUCAAUCAGUUAAUUUCGUCUACAUCAGUUGCAAGGAGUACAGACUCAGGUAGCCCAGGUGUUUCAUCUAUACAACAUCGGAAACAGGAUUCAUCUCAAGAUCCAACUGCUGUUACCUCGACCUCGCAGCUAGCUAGCACGCCUCAAGAUAGCUUUGUUGGAAAUGAAGCUUUCUUGUCAGCACCUAACCAAGGCAUGCUGCAAAGGCAAAUGUCAGGGGGUGUUCCUAUACAUGGAAAUGUUAUUGGUACCCAGCGGCAGCAACAGCAGGCUCGGCUGCAACUUCAGACUCAGCAGCAGCAGCAGCAGCAGCAGCAGAGACCUGAUGUUCAAGGCAGUUUAUAUGCUCAUCCUUCAAAUUCGGGAGAAGGAUGA